AUGAGUUAAUAAUAAUAUGAUUUUCCUUUACCAGCUUCUGGCUUAUAAAAAAACGAUUUGAUUUUAGGAGUAUAGAAUAAUGAUGAUGAUCAGUUUGAAUAAGGAAAAUUAUCUGCUGUAAGUUUAAAAAACGGUCCUUCGAAAGAUCGAAAAUGUCACGAUUUAAUAUAUUUCAUAAUAUUUACAUUGUUUUUAUUGUAUUACUUUUUAAUUUUUAGUAACAUAUUUAAACAUGAAAAUAAAAUAUAAGAAUUCAUAACCCCAAGGGAUCCUGAUCACAGAGCAUGUGGAAAAAAAACUCUUAAAGAGUAUCCAUUUAUAUAUUUUGCAAAUCCAGAUAAAAAUUACUUAACAAAUACAGUUUGUAUAAAAUAAUGUCCUAAUAACUUACAAAAAAACAUGGAAGGUUAGAAAAUUGAAUGUGCUACAAAUUCAAAUGUAAAAUCUUGCAUAUAUAAUAAUUCGCAUUAUCCAAAUUAAACAUUUUUGAUUUACGAAACAUUUCUCAAAGAUACAGUUUGCGUACCGAAAGAAAUAACAUAUUAAAAAUAAAUUGAAACUGCUAUUUAUAUUAAUGAAAUUUAAAAUUAUAUAUUUUAAAUAUAUAUAGCUUUGGCUAUUAUUGGUUUAUCAGCUUUAUUAAGUUUUAUUUUUGGACCCACAAGAAAAAUAUUAUAUUAAAAAUAGACUUUAGUUUUUAUCAGAUUAUAAAAUAUUCUUUUUAUUAACUGCAAUUUCAUGUUGGAUUUGUGGUCUAGCUGUAUUUUCAAUAGUUCUUUAUUUAAAUUAAAAAAUAAAACUCAUUUCUUGUUAACUAAAAGUAAUUUAUUUUAAAUAAUAUUUACAUUAAUUUUUUUUUUUAAUAUAAAGUUGGCUGCAAAUUUUAUUUAAUAAAAUAAAAUGAUUUUGAUUAUACCCCCUAUUUUGUUUAUAGUUUUGUUAAGUUUUUUUUGUUUUUGGGUAGAUGUUUGUUUUAAUAUAUUAUCUCAUGGAUAUACAAUAGAUACAUAAAAUUAACUUCCAUUCUAAUAAAUAUAACUAUCAACUCAUUAAUACUUCAAAUUAACUUUACAUGCAUUUUUUUUUUUGGUUUUUAGAGGUUUUUUAGUCUAAUGUAGUGAUUUUAUAAUAACAUAUAGUUGCUGCUAAUGGUAUUAUAAAAAAGAAAAAGAUACAUAAAAUGUCAUAUGGUAAAAUAAUAUUAUAUCUUAAUAAUAAUAAAAAACAAGGGUUAGUAUAAAAACUUUAGUAAAAUACCAUUUAGGAUCAUUAAUAAUAUCUUCAAUAGUAGUAACCUUUUUAGACUAUUUUAUAAGGAUAGGAAAUUUAAUAAAUGUAAAAAUAAACUAAAAAAUAUAUACAAAAUUAGAAAAUAAAAUAAAAAAGAAUUAUGCUAAAAAAAUAUAAAAAUUAUAAAGAAAAAUAUAGCCUAUUAUUUAUCUGUUUGUUGCUAAUGCUCUUUUUUUUGGUUUGACAGAUAUAUGA
Messenger RNA from Ichthyophthirius multifiliis, 1485 nucleotides. RefSeq lists its product as hypothetical. Gene Ontology annotation, cellular component: membrane. Gene Ontology annotation, biological process: transmembrane transport. Gene Ontology annotation, molecular function: transmembrane transporter activity. NCBI's taxonomy places the organism in Eukaryota, Ciliophora, Oligohymenophorea, Hymenostomatida. The transcript has 4 exons. The record is from RefSeq and is a predicted model, not a curated record.